AGGUUUCUGAACAAAAAGUCCGAACGAGUGCCAACCGUGCCAACUGCCAGGUGGCGAAGUCAGUCGAGUUGCCGGUUAACCAUCAAUGUGUUUUUCUUAACUGACUGCAAGUUUACGUAUUUUUGAAAUUUUCGUCGUCCCGUUUGUUAUCGUGUGGGCAAAGGACUUCAACACGUUACAGACAUGGCGCCACAAAAAGGAAAGCAGGGAACCAAGGGUCAAAAACAAAUUGUUGAGGAAAACAAGAACACAAUGAAGUUUUACAGCAUCAUUUCAGUUGCAGCAGUGGGGACGCAUGUGGCAACACACUUAAUAUUUUGGAGGGAUCUGAUGACACUAUCCUACCUGGUGGUACUGUUGCUGACGGUGCUAAUUUAUGGAGGAUGCAUCCAGGCCAUGCGGUACAUGGCAAGAGCUUCAUACACGGAGAGUGGGCAACUUCGAGACGGGGGCAUUGACCUGAACAUGGUUGCAGGCCUUGCCGAGCACUUGAAAGAUUUGAUCAUCUUGACUGCAUCUAUUCAAACACUCUCACUCAUAUCAAAUUAUGUAUGGCUCCUUUGGCUUUUGGCACCGGGUCGUGCAGUCUACUUACUCUGGGUCAACAUCUUGGGCCCAUGGUUCUUCCAGCCGGCAGCCCCUGAGGUGGAUGAUAAAAAGCAGAAAAAAAUGGAACGCAAGACAAGAAGGCAUUAAACUGUGUUGCUGUUUCAGUGAAAAAUCUAAUAAGACCAGCAUGCUCUGUUCUAGCAAAAGAAAAAAAAAUGUUUAUAGGAACUAUGAAUGACCUUAGAAUUUCCUGUUGUGUUUUUGGCAAAUGAAAUGAAAACCACACUUGAAUUUUAAUACUGUAAACUUCAAAUAUGAUUUUUUUAAAAAAGACAAGGAUAGAACAAAUUCUUAUAUAAUACAAAUUAUGUACUUGCUCGUUUAUCCGUACCAUUACAGUUGUCAUCUUUAACAUGAAAAACUGGGCUAAUCGAUUGCCGCUAAUUAUGGUGAAAAACAGCACUGCAGAAACCAGGACUAUUCUAUGAACAGGCGCUAUACAACAGACACCAACUUGCAACUGAAGCUUUUUCAAUGCAUAUACAAAAGAACAAAGAAAUCUUACGGCUGUAGGAUUGCUUCUUUGCUCUUUUUAUGCGUUAAACACAGCUGCGAGUCAGUGCAUGUUCUGUCACUUGUGUUCCUUUGGUUAGCACAUGUUUCGAGCACUGUUUUUUACCAAGUCGCGUUACCUACAGUGUGUAGCCGUAAGAAACCACAUUUGACACGCUUUGCAAAAUUUGAAUUCCAAACGAACAUACCUGAAAUUGGGCACACAAAAGUUUUGCAAGAAGUUUUAUGCCUAUAUUUUCGGACCUCAAAUCAGAGGCAAGAGAUUGUUAAAAAUAGUGCAAAUAUAGUGCUGCACACAGGUUUUGGAGCUUACUCUCAGGUGGUCAUUGUUUAUAAUUUGUUAAAAGUAUUAUCGCGAUUAUCUUGCUCACUUCCGGCCUCUGCUACUGGCUCUCAGCAUGUUUGCUUUCAGCAAGCCUCCCGGGAGUGAGCUAAUAAACCAGUGUGCAGAUGACAAACAGGCUAGUAUAGGACUUAAGAAAUGCACGGCCUCCUAUUUUUGGUUUGUUUUUAAUAUUCCACUUCCUCCGAAUUGAGCUUUAAAAAAAAUAGACAGAAGACUUCUUUCGAAGCUAAGUUCGCAUGUCCGAUUUCCAGUGUUUGUAAAGUACAUCUAAAAGGUGCUUGAAGUAAAGUACAAAGUAAGUGAGAGAUUAUGUACAAGUAAAGUAGUAAGUACUCUGGGUGCAAUGUAUUUGAAGUACUAUGGAUACAAUGUACUUUCAAAGAAAAGUACAAGUACUUAAAAAAAAACUUUUAUGAUGCCUUUUCAUCCCCCUAUGCAGUGGUUUUCUUAAAUUGGUAUGCAUUGCCCCAGAGGUAAUCAGGGGUGCAUCAAUUAUUUUCGGAAAAUGGCGGCGAAUAUUGGAUAAAGUCAAGUGGCCACUGAGUAGUUGUUUUACUGUAGCUGACAAACUCGUUAAUGCAAUCAACAUAUGAGGCACUUAUAUGUUGACAACGCAUAAUUUUGUGGUACAAAUUUCGCAAGACCAAAUUUGAGGAAUGUACUUUGAAGUCGGAAGUUGUACUUUCUUUGGAAAGUACCAGAAAAAAUACUUUAAGUACAAGUACAUACUCGGAGAAUGUAUAAAGUACAAGUUUUCUAAAUCUACCUGAAAUAGUACAUGCUUUAAUAACUUAAAGUACCUCCCAACACUACCAAUUUCAGGUAUGCAUGUUUGUAAUUAGAAUUCUGCAAGGGAUGCGAAAUGUGUUGGUCCUUAUGGCUGCACCCUGUACAUAUGUUGCUCUCAGUACAGAGGUAAUAAAAGUACAAUCGGGCUUUUCUUGGCCACGCCUCAUAUAAUCAUUGUUUUUCAUGAUUGCUAAGCUUUACGGCCGCAGCUCGUAUGGUAGGAUAUCAAAGAUGUGGCUUGUACAUAUAGAUCUUAUAUUGCAUCAUACUGCACCUGUGAUGCAAGCUUGUCUGCGUGAUUCUGGGGUAGCCUCAGUGAGGAUGCGUCCUAAUAUUACGUAGAGGCUUGCCAAGUUCCAACAUUAUCUGAAGCAUAUUUUGUAUCCGAAUGGUAUUAUGUACAGCCAUUUGUUCAAAAUGUUGUAAACCUGUUUGUUUUUGAGGGGGAGGGGGCAUAAAAACAUGAAUAAAACCAACUGAACUUUGUGUUUUGUA
Ixodes scapularis (black-legged tick) is the source of this 2752-nucleotide messenger RNA. Its product is annotated as transmembrane protein 208. The transcript is spliced from 6 exons. Gene Ontology annotation, biological process: vacuolar protein processing. The coding region runs from base 184 to 696 and encodes 170 amino acids. The record is from RefSeq and is a predicted model, not a curated record. Gene Ontology annotation, cellular component: intracellular membrane-bounded organelle. Lineage: Eukaryota; Metazoa; Arthropoda; Arachnida; Ixodida; Ixodidae.